AUGAAGUUAACAGAAGAACAAGUUGCACAAUAUAAAAAAGAUGGAUUUUUAAUAAUAAGAAAUUUCAAUACCACUGAGGAGAUUGAUAUAGUUAGAGGUGAAAUGAAAAAAUUAAUUGAUGAAUUAGACACACCAUCAACAAUUUCAAUUUUUACAACAUCAGAACAAGAAAGAAAAGUGGAUGAUUAUUUUUUAGGUAGUGGUGAUAAAAUUAGAUAUUUCUUUGAGAAAGGAUCAAUAGAAGAUGGUAAAUUAAUAGUACCAAAAGAUAUGGCAUUUAAUAAAGUAGGACAUGCAUUGCAUGACUUAAAUCCAAAAUUUGAAGAAUUUUCAUACUCUCAAAAAAUACAUGAUUUAAUUUAUUCUUUGGGAAUUUAUAAUAAAGCAUUAAGUGGUAUUAUGUAUAUUUUCAAGAAUCAAAAGAUUGGUGGUGAAGUUGAUAUUCAUCAAGAUAGUACAUUCCUUCAUACAACACCAUUAACAACACAUGCAAUUUGGUUUGCAUUUGAAGAUUCAACAAUAGAGAAUGGAUGUCUUCGUGGAUUACCAGGAUCACAUACAGAGGGAAUUACAAGAAGAUUCAUUACAGAUCCAAAUAGUGAAAGUGGUUGUUCAUUCAUUAAAUUAGCAGAAGAUAAACAAUAUAAUAAAUCUGAUUUCGUUGCAUUGGAAUGUAAAAAAGGUGAUAUCAUUCUAUUGGAUGGCUCAGUUGUACAUUAUAGUGAACCAAAUACAUCACCAAAUUCACGUCAUGCUUAUACACUUCAUUUCAUUGAAGGUGAUAAUGGUGUAAUUUAUGAAAAUGAUAAUUGGUUACAAUCAGCAAAACCAUUUAGAGUAUUAUAA
Molecule: messenger RNA, 846 nt
Organism: Dictyostelium discoideum AX4
Lineage: Eukaryota; Evosea; Eumycetozoa; Dictyosteliales; Dictyosteliaceae
Exons: 3
Coding region: 1-846 (281 amino acids)
Source: RefSeq, a predicted model, not a curated record